This is a messenger RNA of Paralichthys olivaceus (Japanese flounder), 3594 nucleotides long. The record is from RefSeq and is a predicted model, not a curated record. Lineage: Eukaryota; Metazoa; Chordata; Actinopteri; Pleuronectiformes; Paralichthyidae.
CCAAGUCUUUUAGCCAAACCAGGAAGAAGGACUGAUGCUGCAAACAAGUGGGAUGCGAUCACAGAGAUGGACGAGCAGAACAGACCCAUUCACACCUUUCAGGUUUGCCACGUGAUGGAGCCAAACCAGAACAACUGGUUGCGGUCUGGAUGGAUCCAGCGGCAGGCAGCACAGAGGGUCUAUGUGGAGCUGCGUUUCACCCUGCGGGACUGUAACUCCAUUCCUUGGGUGUCUGGCACCUGUAAGGAAACCUUCAACCUGUUUUAUCUGCAGACAGAUGAGCCUCUCCCUGCAGCGACACGGUUUCGGCCUCUUGACUAUGCCAAGGUGGACACCAUCGCGGCAGAUGAGAGUUUCACACAGACAGAUCUCGGAGAUCGUGUGCUUCGCCUCAACACGGAGGUCAGGGAGGUGGGGCCUGUGACACAGAAGGGCUUCUACCUGGCGUUCCAGGACGUGGGAGCCUGUAUUGCUCUUGUGUCUGUCAAGGUCUUCUACAAACGCUGCCCAUCCACUUUACGGAACCUAGCAGCCUUUCCCGACACGGUGCCGCACAUGGACUCAUCCUCCCUGGUGGAAGUGAGGGGAGCGUGUGUGGAGAAUGCAGAAGAAAGGGACACACCCAAAUUGUACUGUGGCGCUGAUGGCGACUGGCUCGUACCAUUGGGCCGCUGUGUCUGCAGUAUUGGCCACGAGGAGACAGAUGGCUACUGCCACGCUUGCAGGCCUGGCUCCUUCAAGGCGUUCGCCGGGAACACUAAAUGCUCAAGGUGUCCUCUGCACAGCUCCAGCCAUGACCAGGCGGCCACCAUGUGUCACUGUGAGAAAGGCUUCUACAGGGCCAUUAAAGACCCCUCCACCCUGCCUUGCACAAGGCCUCCGUCAGCUCCCAGGAAUCUCGUCUCAUUGAUCAAUGACACAGCGCUCUUCUUGCAGUGGAUGCCUCCCAUUGAUACAGGCGGCAGGAAGGACAUCACUUAUAACAUCUUGUGCCAGCGCUGUGAUGGAAGUGACGGCGACAGUGGCCUGACGCAGUGUGAGCCGUGCUCGGCGGAUCUGCGCUUCAUCCCACGGCCGCAUGGUCUGACUGGCACCUCUGUGGCAAUACUGGAUUUUGCGAUGCACACCAACUACACUUUCCACGUAGAGGCCAUGAAUGGUGUAGCUGGGCUGGGGGUGGCCGCACGCUCACUGGCAAAUAUUACCGUCAACACGCAUCAAGCUGGUCCUGCUCUGGUGGGCGUCAUCAGAAAAGAUGGGGCCACUCAAACCAGCAUCGCUCUCUCCUGGUCAGAAGUGGAACUGCCUCCUUCCGACAUAGUGGAUUAUGAGAUCAAAUACUUUGAAAAGGAGCAAGAGCAGCUGAGCUACUCAUCGACACGCACCAAAUCCCCCAGCGUGGUGGUCACAGGCCUCAGACCCUCCACUGUGUAUGUCUUCCACGUGCGCGCUCGCACUGCUUCUGGUUACACCGCUUACAGCCCCAACUUUGAGUUUGCUACUGCAGCCGAGGAUCCUGAUAUUGCUGAUCAGGGUCAGGUUCUGGUGGUCGUCACAGCGGCUGUAGGAGGUUUCUCCCUGUUGAUCAUCCUCACCCUCUUCCUCCUCAUCACUGGACGGUAAGAGCCUGUGUGCCUCGCUGGUCCUUGGUCCUGGUUCCUUUAGCUAAACAUUAAUACCACUCACACACACACACACACACACACACACCUUUUCCCAUUUUCUGGAAUAAAGACAUAUGUGGAUCCAGACACGUAUGAAGACCCCACUCAGGCUGUGGAGGAAUUUGCUAAAGAGAUUGACCCCUCGUAUAUCUGCAUUGAAAGAGUGAUUGGUGCAGGUGAAUUUGGAGAAGUGUGUAGUGGUCGUUUGCGUGUACCUGGAAGGAUGGACAUCGCUGUGGCAAUAAAGACACUUAAAGGUGGUUAUAUGGAACAACAGCGGAGAGACUUUUUACGUGAGGCCUCGAUCAUGGGACAGUUCAACAACCCCAACAUCAUCAGGCUGGAGGGAGUCGUCACUAACAGCAGACCAGUGAUGAUAGUCGUGGGAUACAUGGAAAAUGGAGCACUUGAUUCUUUCCUGCGGACUCGUGACGGUCAGUUCACAGUGCUCCAGCUGGUCGGUAUGCUGCGUGGCAUCGCAGUGGGCAUGGACUACCUAUCAGACAUGGGUUAUGUUCACAGAGACCUUGCCGCCCGCAACAUCCUGGUGGAUGAAAACUUGAUGUGUAAAGUGUCAGAUUUCGGGAUGUCCAGAGUCCUUGAAGAUGACAGUGAAGCAGCCUACACUGCAACAGGAGGAAAGAUACCGAUACGCUGGACGGCACCGGAGGCUAUCGCUUAUGGAAAGUUUUCUUCAGCAAGCGAUGUGUGGAGCUACGGCAUUGUCAUGUGGGAAGUGAUGUCAUAUGGCGAGAGGCCCUACUGGGAGAUGUCCAAUCAAGAUGUCAUUUUAUCAAUUGAAGAGGGCUACCGCCUGCCAGCCCCAAUGGGCUGCCCUGUGACACUUCACCAGCUGAUGCUGCACUGCUGGCAGAAGGAGUCCAGCCUGCGGCCAUGCUUCAGCGACGUGCUCUCUUUCCUCGACAAACUUAUAAUCAAUCCCAGCAGCCUGCUGACGCUGGUGAAUGAUGUUCAGAGUUUUUCCGAGUCCCCGGAGGACAUGCCAGAUUACCCUCUGUUCAUCUCCAUCGGUGACUGGCUCGACUCCAUCAAAAUGUGCCAGUACAAGAACAACUUCCUUGCAGCAGGAUACACAACACUGGAUUCUAUUUCAACCAUGAGUGUAGAUGACAUCAGGCGUAUUGGGAUCUGUUUGAUUGGUCACCAGAGGAGAAUCAUAAGCAGCAUACAGUCUCUGCGUCUGCAGCUUCACCACAUCCAACAGAGUGGCUUUCAAGUGUGAGGCCACUCCACAAAGACAGACUUUAUAAGUGUGUUUGUGUGUGUGUGUGCGCGUGCACUGAGCUGGAAACAAACCAGCGCUCCAACACCAGACUGUUUGGUGUAACUGACACCGCACACUGCUUGUGAGAAAGGAGUCCACCACUAGACCACAUCUGGUCUAGUUAUAACACACUCAUCAUCCUAUGGAUCAUUAUCAACACAGCCUCCACAACAACCAACCUCUGUCUGCGUUGGCCAAAUGCGGUCUCUAUAAUAUCUCAGCAAUCACGAGCAUUCACUUGAAUUUAGGACAUCUUCUCUCCAGUGUCUUUUCAAGUGUCCACCGAUACCUCUUCUCUUUCCUAGUGACAAUCCAACGGUUUCUAUGGACUUUGAAAGGUCUCCAGUCUGUUACCUCAUGACCAGAGAGGAUGUGGAUAUAAGACGGUAACAUGGGGAACAAAGUGUGUGAUUUUAGUAGCUACCUUUCCAGCUGGAUUAUGAAUUGAUUCACCAGAAGUAAAGAUUGACAGAAUGAUAAAUACAAUCAUGUUUUUUGAACUGAAGACCGCUGAAUGUCAAAAAGAUUUUUUAGAUGUGUAUGUUCUAUCCUCAUGAUAAUGCAGUAUGUCUUGUACAAAGAGUCUUGUGAAAGUCAUAUGUUUUAUUCAGUAUGUUUGUUCCUUAAUAAACAAGCCUAUUUUAA